This is a messenger RNA of Scheffersomyces coipomensis, 919 nucleotides long. It is a transcript of the gene FGR16, whose product is annotated as U4/U6-U5 snRNP complex subunit. Lineage: Eukaryota; Fungi; Ascomycota; Pichiomycetes; Serinales; Debaryomycetaceae. Gene Ontology annotation, cellular component: precatalytic spliceosome. The record is from RefSeq and is a predicted model, not a curated record. The annotation marks the transcript as partial. The transcript has a single exon.
AAUUAACUCCUACGAUUCCAGUGGUUGAUGAUACCUAUAUGACAGAUAAAGCUAGUACUAAGAAACAAUCUCAACCGUCGUAUAACGAUAAACGGAAUGUCACCAAUAAAGCUUAUUUGAUAGAACCGAUUAUACGACAUCGAAUUCAAGAUUCUAUAUUUUAUAAACAAUAUCUUUAUCUUACGAAUGAAGCUACUAUCUUACCGAUUAUAAUUGAUCAUGUUAAAUUCAUUGGUGGGACUGAUUCCAUUGGGAAAUCUUGUCAAUUCUUAAGUUGUCUUUUCCGAUUAUUAGAAUUAGAUCCAUCACAAGAAAUCAUUGAUUCAUACCUUACACAAUUAGGAUUCAAUGAAUUCAAGUAUUUAACGGCAUUGAUCCUUAUAUAUAUUAGAAUCACGUAUAAUUCAUCAUUGGUUUAUUCUACAUUUGAUAAGUUUGGUCAAGAUUUUAGAAAAUUAAGAAUCAAAUUGAAAUCUCCUGAAUUUAAUAAAUUCGGUAUACCGAUUAAUUUCAAAUUAACUUAUAUGGAUGAAUGGAUUGAUGAUUUAUUAGUUAAUGAAAGAGUUGUAAAUAUCAUCUUACCAAGAUUAACUCCUAGAAUUACGUUGGUUGAAAAUGGUUUAAUCGAACCAAAACAGUAUCAUCAUGAAAAGGAUGAGGAGGAAGAAGAAGAAGAGGAUGAUGGAGAUGAUAACGAAUCUGACAUCGUCAAUGAUGCAAAUUCAAAGAGAACCAUUACAAUCACAACCAAUAACGACAAUGAACCAGAUAGUGACUUUGAAAGUGAUAGUGAUUAAUUAACGGAAUGUAAUUAUAGUAUAUAUACCAUUUUCCUGUAUAUAGGAGCACUAAAAUUGUACAUAUAACAAAUUUCUAAAUUUGAUAAAUUUGCUAAUUAUCGACAUAUAACAUUCCUCUU